Molecule: messenger RNA, 1597 nt
Organism: Lethenteron reissneri (Far Eastern brook lamprey)
Lineage: Eukaryota; Metazoa; Chordata; Hyperoartia; Petromyzontiformes; Petromyzontidae
Gene: CIAO2A
Product: cytosolic iron-sulfur assembly component 2A
Source: RefSeq, a predicted model, not a curated record
CGGAGUGAGAGGGGCGGGGGUCAGGGGUCGCGGCAUGGACGGCGAGAAGGCGCUGGAGGUCUACGACGUCAUCCGCACCAUCCAAGACCCCGAGAAGCCGAGCUCGCUGGAGGAGCUGGGCGUGGUGAGCGAGGGCUGUGUGGAGGUGCAGGCCCUCACGGAGGCGCAGCGCGGGGAGGACGAGGAGGAGCAUCUGGUUGUCAUCCGCUUCACGCCAACCGUGCCGCACUGCUCACUCGCCACGCUCAUAGGUCUCUGUUUACGCGUGAAGCUGGAAAGAUGCUUACCGUUCAAACACAAGCUGGAGAUCUACAUUGCAAAGGGAACGCACGCCACGGAACACGAGAUCAACAAACAGAUCAACGACAAGGAGCGGAUCGCAGCCGCCAUGGAGAACCCCAACCUGCGUGAAAUUGUGGAGAACUGCGUGAAGGAUCUCGAUGAGUGAGCCGCGUCGUGCAGCAGCAGCAGCACAAAUGCGCCCCGCGAGCAGCGCCGUGGGCUACAACCGUGAUUUGUUUGUGGCCCGGCCGGCUCUGUGGGACCGUCCACGUGGAAUGGAUCGCUUGCCCAUGCAGGGCUGCGCUUCUCUUGCGCAAUGUAACGCAGCGGCGAUACUGCAGUCAAAAAGCAUCCAGGCAGCCCAAACGGAUGAUUUUUUUCAUGAAGGUGGGGAAGCUCUGAGCCAGUGAUGGUAAUUCCACAUUCCUGUGGUGAGGACCAGUCUCCCCAUAACCACUGUUGACUCCCAAAGAGUGGUACUCAUUUUAUCAACCCUGAAGGGAUUUAACUUAAAACUAUCCAAUUGUCAAACACUUUAGCCAGAGCACCGCUUUGGUAAAUGAUAUCACAGUGCCUCGUAAUUGUGAGACGACACCUUGAUGGUGCCGCCUUGUGCUGGUGUGCUCUGUUUAUGGAGUCUGAGAUGUAUUUAUUGGUGACUGGGUAGCCCAGUCGUCAGUGUGCUCUGCACUGAACCAGGCCAAUGGAUGGACUAGCAGCUGUUGUGUGGCGUUUCCUGCAGGGAAUUACCAAGGUGUGGCACCUGCUGUGCAGUGGACACUAAAGAUCCAUUGACAUCCUAUGGGAACAUGUCACACUUGUAACGUGGUGUUUAUGUGUGGGUGCCAGGGUAAUGUUAAAUUUAAGUUUAAAGACUGAUGAGAUUAUACAUUGUUGUACUCGAGGCAGUGAGGAUGGCGGUGAUAGACAGUGUACAGCGUGGGCUUCUACACCACCGCCAAUCGCAAUCACAUCGUAAUAAGCAGGGCUACUUUUCAGAGCAAUUCAUUUCAAAGGCCUCCAGGUUACAAGAGUCUGUUGUACAAGAGUCUGUUGUUUAAGCUGGAUUAGAAGAUUUAUCAGAUCUCAGUGGAUUUUAAAGUGUCUACUGUUGUAACUAUGCCCAACUCUUGCCUUAGCCAGGGGGAUGAUUGCAGGCCUGGUGAUAAUUUCUAGAACUAUAGAGAAGAUUGUAAGAGGUUUCCUCUGUGGGUGCACCAGAGGUCUGCAUUUGCAUUAUGAUACAUUGGAGAUUUUUACCUCCAAAGCUUGGCUUGCAGGUCAAUGGAAUAAAUAUCAUGUUAAUUGAAGUACA